GUACACAUACUCAUUCGGCCACACAUGGCCAGGCACAUGUGCCACACUAGCUAGCUAGCUCUCAUUGCUACUGAUUUCAGAUACAGCUUCAGGAGCACCUUGUACUGCCCGAUGUAGACCCCACAUAUAUACUCAGACAUGCAGGAGUAGGGGUAUUAUCUCUCCGGAGAGCCCCGAAACUGGGUAAAUUAGCGCAUGCUACUCGUAUAUCCGUCCCUGGAUAUUCCGACAGCAGUCUUGCCGACCAUGAUAAGCCAUUCAUUGGCAUAUGUCACACCCAACCUUCGACAUGAUGGCUGAGAUCGAAAAAUGAAUUAAAUAGAUAGGGCCUUCGAGGAGAUGGAGUCAGCCGGGUGUUUGAUAACUCUUAAAAGCAGCCGUGUGGGGCAGCAGCACACAGAGUAGGUGUGUUGUGUUGUAGGCUAUAUCAAACGCGUGAGUACUCCAAACGCGUCGGUAGCGAACGAACCCGCGCACGCCCCGUCCCGCAUCCUCACCGCCCGGUUCCCGCCCAGCGGCAGGCAGGCGCCAACCGAGCCCGCAGCUUACCGUCCUCUCCGAUUCCUUCCCCCCUUCUCCCGCCCCCGCGAUUAAAACGCAUCCAUUCUGCGUUCCACGCACGCACGCACGCACGACACGAACCCAAUGCUAUUCUAGCCCGCCCAAAAGCCGGGUUGGCGCUGCCGCAGCCCGCACCAAGCUCGGCUCUCCAUUCCAUGCGCGCGCGCUGCUGCCUGCCACCUGCUUCCGCGAGGAGAGCCUCCUCCUCCACCACCAGCCCGCGGCGGGCGCCAUGGACCUGCUCAGCGUCUUCUUCCAUGGCGCGACGCUCGCGUUCGAGCGGGACGACCUCGGGAGGGAGAUCAUGGGGAUCGCCGUGCCGGGCGCGCUCGCGCUCAUGGCCGACCCGCUCGCGUCGCUCGUCGACACCGCCUUCAUCGGCCGCAUAGGUCCAGUAGAGAUUGCAGCUGUAGGUGUAUCUAUUGUCGUGUUCAAUCAAGUAACAAGAAUUGCAGUAUUCCCCCUUGUGAGCGUCACAACAUCAUUUGUUGCAGAGGAAGAUGCUACUCCCAGUGACAGAAACAAAGAUGAAAUAAGUGGCGAGAAUGAACACAAUGUUAGCGAAAUGGAUGAACUGAUUACUCAUGAAGAGAAUAAUGCCACAUACGGCAAAUCAUCUUUCGAAACUGACUCAAGUGAGAUCAAUACUGAGCAUAAGCGGAAAAAAAUUCCAUCAGUUUCUACAGCGUUACUACUUGGUGGGGUGCUUGGUCUUGUUGAAACUCUGCUGCUUGUUUCCUGUGCAAAACCUAUCUUAGACUUCAUGGGUGUGAAAGCGGACACGGGAAUGUUGAAUCCUGCAUUACAGUACUUAGUACUCAGAUCUUUAGGUGCUCCUGCUGUUCUUUUAUCUCUGGCAAUGCAAGGGGUAUUUCGUGGACUUAAAGAUACAAGGACGCCUCUAUAUGCAACUGUGGCUGGAGAUGCAAUCAAUAUAGUUUUGGAUCCAAUAUUUAUGUUUGUGUUUCAGUAUGGUGUCAGUGGUGCAGCAGUUGCUCAUGUUAUAUCACAAUAUUUCAUUGCUGCCAUACUCCUAUGUAGACUACGCCUGCAAGUUGAACUACUGCCACCAAACUUGAAACAUCUGCCGAUUGGCCGGUUCCUUAAAAACGGUUCUAUGUUACUUGCCAGAGUUAUUGCCGCAACAUGCUGUGUAACACUAUCUGCAUCAAUGGCUGCACGGCUAGGUUCAACUCAAAUGGCUGCAUUCCAGAUUUGCUUGCAGAUCUGGUUGGCAUCUUCCCUUCUUGCUGAUGGAUUGGCUUUUGCUGGACAGGCUAUAAUUGCAAGUGCAUUUGCUCGUAAGGACCAUUUGAAGGCCAAGGCAACAGCUUCCCGCGUACUGCAGCUUGGAUUGAUCUUGGGGCUUCUCCUGGGCCUACUUCUAGGAGUUGGCCUCCAUACAGGUUCGAGAUUAUUUACAGAAGACCAGGGUGUACUGCAUCAUAUCUACGUGGCAAUACCGUUUGUCGCUCUCACUCAACCGAUCAACGCUUUAGCUUUUGUUUUCGACGGUGUCAAUUAUGGUGCAUCUGAUUUUGCAUAUGCUGCUUAUUCAUUGAUACUUGUGGCGAUUGUCAGCAUUGCUUGGAUAGUCACCCUCGCCAAUUACAGCGGUUUCAUUGGAAUCUGGAUAGCCUUGUCGAUCUACAUGUGCCUCCGCAUGUUUGCAGGGUUAUGGAGGAUUGGGACUGCACGAGGGCCAUGGGCAUUCCUUCGCAGCUGAGCAUGUAUAUUCUCGUAGAUAGUCUGACUGUAGGUAGAAUAUUUACACUUGUAAACAACUUUGGAGCAACUGUGUUACUUGUAUGCCUCUAGCCUGCCACCAUGAUCACCAGAGACCAGACUGAUCUUUAACAAUGCAACCUAGCACAAGAAUGGCAUAUUGUACAAACGAAUAAACAAAAAGAGUUGCACUUUUUUUUUC
This is a messenger RNA of Triticum dicoccoides, 2488 nucleotides long. Its product is annotated as protein DETOXIFICATION 42-like. Gene Ontology annotation, molecular function: antiporter activity; xenobiotic transmembrane transporter activity. The coding region runs from base 794 to 2287 and encodes 497 amino acids. Gene Ontology annotation, biological process: transmembrane transport. NCBI's taxonomy places the organism in Eukaryota, Viridiplantae, Streptophyta, Magnoliopsida, Poales, Poaceae. The transcript is spliced from 13 exons. The record is from RefSeq and is a predicted model, not a curated record. Gene Ontology annotation, cellular component: membrane.